CGGGUCGGAACCAGGAAACUGAAGCCCUAUCGAUAAAGAAAAGUAAAUCGCGGGGCUAAAAUCGGAGAGUUAGGUGGAUGCCCCACUAUCGUAAGAGGCUUCGAAAAUUAAUUCCUUUUGUUCUUUGACUCAUCAAACAAAGCUUUCUACUCCGUUAAAAAGGACGACGCUGAUUUCUAAUAUCUAAGGAAUUGGCGAAUACUACACUAAUUAUCGCAAAAUGUCGACCUUCGGAUCCUCGUUUAGGGUGACUACCUACGGCGAAUCCCAUUGCCGAUCAGUGGGAUGCAUUAUCGACGGCUGCCCGCCGGGCAUGGAGCUCACAGAAGCGGACAUUCAACCACAAAUGAACCGUCGCCGGCCGGGCCAGAGCAGCAUCACAACACCCCGAAACGAGAAAGACAAAGUCGCCAUACAAUCCGGUACCGAGUUCGGCGUCACUCUCGGCACUCCCAUUGGCCUCGUGGUUCUCAAUGAGGAUCAGAGGCCCAAGGACUAUGGGAACAACACAAUGGAUCGUUUCCCACGGCCCAGUCACGCGGAUUGGACCUACCUCGAGAAGUACGGCGUUAAGGCGAGCAGCGGUGGUGGAAGGAGCUCGGCUCGGGAGACUAUCGGCAGGGUAGCUGCAGGCGCCAUCGCCGAGAAGUACCUCAAGCUUGCCUUCGGCGUGGAGAUCACCGCUUUCGUAACGUCCGUCGGCGCAGUCCACAUGUUCCCACCCACACCCGAGUGUCCAACACAAAGCCAGAACCCCGCGUUCUUAGAGCUUAUCCAAUCGAUCGACCGGGAAACCGUCGACAAGUUCUUGCCCGUGCGGUGUCCGAACGAGGAGGCCUCUCAGAAGAUGGCCGACUACAUAGCCGCCUUCAAGGAUCGUAACGACAGCAUCGGCGGCACCGUCACCUGCGUCAUCAAGAACGUGCCUAGCGGGCUGGGAGAGCCGUGCUUCGACAAGCUAGAGGCGAAGCUCGGACACGCCAUGCUCAGCAUACCGGCGACCAAGGGCUUCGAGGUCGGCUCCGGCUUCGGCGGGUGCGAGGUCCCCGGCUCGAUCCACAACGACCCCUUCAUCAAGGCGCCUGACGCGCCCUCCUCUGAGCAAGAGACGGGCGCGGGGCGCAACGGGACGCCGAGGCCGAGACUCACGACCAAGACGAAUAACUCGGGCGGCAUCCAGGGGGGCAUCUCGAACGGCGCGCCUAUCUACUUCCGCGUCGCGUUCAAGCCGCCGGCGACCAUCAGCCAGGCGCAGACGACGGCAACGUACGACGGCGAGUCCGAGGGCGUGCUGGAGGCGAAGGGGAGGCACGACCCCUGCGUGGUGCCGAGGGCGGUGCCGAUCGUCGAGGCCAUGGCCGCGCUCGUCGUCAUGGACGCGCUGAUGCAGCAGAUGGGCAGGCACGAGGCUAAGAGGCAUCUGCCGCCCGCGAAGAUAACCGUGCCGGUUUCGGAUAAUGGUGUUUCUAUGGGUGCGAAAUAGGGGGGUUCGGGGAUGGAUAA
This is a messenger RNA of Annulohypoxylon truncatum, 1503 nucleotides long. Its product is annotated as chorismate synthase. The transcript has 3 exons. Gene Ontology annotation, cellular component: cytosol. The record is from RefSeq and is a predicted model, not a curated record. Gene Ontology annotation, biological process: chorismate biosynthetic process; aromatic amino acid biosynthetic process. The coding region runs from base 221 to 1483 and encodes 420 amino acids. Gene Ontology annotation, molecular function: FMN binding; chorismate synthase activity. NCBI's taxonomy places the organism in Eukaryota, Fungi, Ascomycota, Sordariomycetes, Xylariales, Hypoxylaceae.